UUCACCGCGGACAGAAGGGGAGCUGUGACCGGCACCGAGCAGCGGGACAGUGCGGGCUGCCUUCUCUUUUGGAAACAACCACUUUGGGGAUCCCAGUGAAACUUGUGAGGAAGACUCCACGGGUCAGCAUGACAUCUCUCACCAACUCCGCGUGCCUCCUCUUCUUGCCUGUUGCUCUGCUCCUGAUACCGAGCUCGUGCCCUGUUGCUGCAUCUUCAGCCAGAAGGUGUCACUCCAUCUAUAAGGGUUUCGCUCAGUGUCUGAUGGCUCUGGGCGACAGUCUCACGGACAACGCCCGCAAGGAUGAAGACACACACGAGAUACACUCCAUCUGCAGGUCGUGGGACCAGUUCCAUGACUGUGCCAACAUAGCGAUGGCCGGCUGUCCAGAUGAAGCGGCAGCGGUGUGGGAAUCUCUCCGCCAGGAAUCCAAGAAGAUGCAGUUCUCCGGAAACCUGUACGACAUGUGCUCCAGACGCAACUACCACCCAGUGGCCUCGGUGUCCCCGCACGGCUCGCCCAACAAGGAGGAGAUCAACCAGGAGUCUCUAAGAGGGUGUGCUGAUCAUCUUGGAGGCUGCCUGCAUCUUCUCGUGCUACUGGCUCCUCUUCUGAUGCUGUUGCUUUAGAUAUAGCUACCCCAAAGACUCGUGUGAAUAGAUAUAAACUUUGUGUAUUUCUUCUUUCACAACUCCAUAGACUUUCCACAGUUUUUUCCCCUCUGCUCUGCCAGGGGUUGAAUAUUUCUGACUGCAUGUUAGCCUGACAGUCUUUUUGAUAUGUACCUUUAAACUGCCUGUGCUGUUUCAUGCAUAUUCUCUGCCUUUCAAUUAUCUUCUCUAUUGGAAAAACACAAAAUGAGAUGCACAACCACUGUGCAAACAGACCUGAAACCCACAUAGUUAAACGGAUACAUACAGCAGCAUUAUGUCAUCUGUCGUUAUCCCCUAUCCCCCAACAUCUAUAGUUAGCUCGGUUAUAUCUGUUUAUCUUCCUCAAUGUAAUCAGAGGGACAUAAUAACGUCCUACUUGAUAAACCCUAAAUGAUGAAGAGGCUAGAUGCCACAACCCGCUUUACUCAUACAUUUAUCAGCUUGAAAGUAUGAAGUAUUUGAUAAUUAUGUAAAUCUAUCAUGCCUGGCCUGCUACUGUACCUAGACCGCAGUUUGACUUACGUGCUGCAAGAAGUCUCCAAUUGGCAAACGUUUCACCCUCCCCUUCCUGUCGUUGAUUGCCUAUGUUGAAGCCCCACUUUCUGUCACCAAGAGGAGGAAAAACCUAAACAAAAAAAAAAGUUUUUGUUCAUUUUGUGGUUUCCUUUAAUGAUUGAGGAACAUUUUCUAAAAUGUGACACACAAAGCCAAAAAAGCAAAUAUAGACAGCUGUGCCCAAUAGUGUGAAAUGUGUCUGUAAUGUUUUUUGUCUUAGCCCUAGGACAAUGUCCUUGGUGGUUUUAAUUACAUUCAGUCAACCUCUUUCUGCGAUUUCGGUCAAGUUUUAGUUGACUGAGUAUUUUAGUCUUAUCUUGGUCAGGCAAACAGUCUUUCUUCUCAGCUUAUAUUGAACAUUGCAGUCAAUCUAGUCUA
Eleginops maclovinus (Patagonian blennie) is the source of this 1586-nucleotide messenger RNA. RefSeq names its product neuritin 1-like a (gene nrn1la). Gene Ontology annotation, cellular component: plasma membrane. Gene Ontology annotation, biological process: nervous system development; neuron projection extension. The record is from RefSeq and is a predicted model, not a curated record. NCBI's taxonomy places the organism in Eukaryota, Metazoa, Chordata, Actinopteri, Perciformes, Eleginopidae. Bases 129 to 629 code for a protein of 166 amino acids. The transcript has 3 exons.